UUUUAAAGUGAGAGGUCCUAUAAUCCUGGAUGUGUCAUAUGAGAUAUAAGAUCAUUUCCAUUAGGAAGUAAUCAAGAGCUAUUAUUUUUUAAGGAUGUGAUUUUAUUUAUAUUUGUUCAGGGAGAUGUGGCCAGCUUAGCCUAAAAGAUGAAAUGGUUCUCUAUGAUCUCAUCAGCAACAACUAAAUGCUGCUUGAACAUCUCUUUGGGCAGUUUUGUGCCAAGUACUGAGAUGAAAAAUAUGAAGUAAGCCAUAAUACAGGUCCUUUAAUAGAAAAUGGGCAAAAAUUUGUUUGAUGGCAAAAUCUUUCCUGAAGUCAAAUGGUCAGAAAACAUGAGUUGAACUUGACAUUAGGCUAGUUAUAAUCUUCCUUUGUGCCACUCUGUGUUUCACUACAGAAGUUUUCUUGCCAUUGACUACAGGGUGCUGUCCCAGAUCUCACUAGAAGUGUUAUGGAGAAAAACCCCAAACUCUACAAAUUCCAAAAUAUAUCUAGCCCUAAGAGUUUCAAAUAAGAGGUUAUAAAACUGAGCAACAACGAGACAGCCCUUGGUGGCCGUCAGUUUAACAAACAAGUGCCUGGAGAUCUAGAAGAGGGUGGGGGUUUGCUACGAAAACGUUAGCAGGUCCAGGAAACUUCCUGCAAGGAGAGCACGUAGCUGAGACUCGAAGGAUGUUCUCAGACAGCAAGAGUAGAGGACUGUUACGUGACACAACACCAGAGAGUGAUAGUCCCACUGCAGUCUGUGAACGGCACCCCACGGACAGUCAGCGACGGUGUGCAGGACCGGUGAGAGAGGUUUCUAGGUAGGAGCGACCAGCAUGAAAGGCACGAAGGAGGCAGUGGACAUGGUGCGUCCAGGGAUCUGUAAGUAACCAGUGCCAAGAUCACCAAGUUUACGUAAGGAAGCAACAGAUGACAGAUCGGUACAAUCUAAGACUCUGGGUUCUUUGCAAGACGGGAUAGCGCUUUCCCAUAAGGUCACUGGUUAUAAGCAGAAUUCUACUCCAACAGCCCCAUGGGCAUGUAAACACAGAAAAAUACUCUAAACUUUAGUCCCUUGAUAUCCUCCACCUGUUCUUCUUGUCUAAGAAAGGUUGCUUGGUGCAUACAAUCCACUCUGAGAAAGAGAUCUUUAGAAAUAUGUGUUAUGUAAGCUUUUAUCUUGCAAGUCCUGUUAGGCAGGACUUUCAUUCAGAAGAAAGAAAGAAACCUAAUAAUUCUGAACUUUUCACCGUGUGCUUUGUCCACAAAAUGGAAACCAAACAAGGUUUAAACACUAGCAGGCUGCAUGGGAGCAUGUUUUAAGUUUCAUAUACUCCAAGAUUAAGGUCUCAUGUCCUCAGAAGACUUCCAUGCUGCUGCAAUACAAAAGGGGAAAACAGUGGAACCAGAGCCAUCUGGACGUUUGUUCCACUCACCCGUCCAUUUAUUCACUCAGCAAGUAUUUGGGGAGUGCACCGUGCAUAGGCCAUGAUGUUAGGGAAAGCUGCAGGUAAGAGGUACAACAGGCAGCCAGCAUUUUAAAAUCAGAGAAAACAAGUCCUAGAUUAACUAUAAUAUCAGUGAAUAUGCGAUUAGGCCAGUAAAGACGAUCAGAGCUCGGCAGAGGUGGAGACAGGAUGACUCCUGGUUGGUAAGAAAGAGACAAGGAAAGGCAUGAUGGAGGGACAAUUUUUGAGCGGGUCCUUGAGGGUGUAUUUGGACCAGGAGAAGUGGAAUUGCCGAGCAGAGAUGGAAUCUGAAAGCAGCUCAGGGCAGACUGUUGACAUGCACUCACUACAUUCUCAGAUUAGCCUCUGACCUCGCCCUCCGGUUGCCCACGUUCCAGUGGGGAAGAUGAGAGACAGGGACACAGUCAUAACCCAAGACGGGCCAUGAUAACGUGACCACGGCUGCUUGGAUCUCUGGGUCUAGGACAGCUCUCUCAGCCAGAGGCAGAGUCUCACUUCCUCCUCCCCGCUCAAACCCCACCACAUGCUGAAACUGAAAAUACGAGCUCUCUGAAGCAAUGUCUGCUGUUAUGUAAUACAUCUGUUUUCCUUCGGGUGUAGAACAGUCCUUCAGGGAGAAUUCCAGGGGCUGCAGGGGACACAUUCUUCCUCCUCCUGUUAUGAUUGGCUGCGGUCAAGAGGCAAAGAGCAGAGAUUCAUUCAGGGUGGAAAUAACCCAAGGUCUUUCUCUGUUUCCCAGCAGUCUUAUGUUUUUGUUAACCAGUCGCUGCCUGAAGCUCAGGCCUCCCUCCCUUCAGUCCACACCUGAGAAAACCCCCUCCCUUGUCUCCUCCCACAACCACCAACAAAAGAACCAAGCCGAAGAAGGCAGAGCCAGCAUUUACCAGUCCGUAUUCACCAACUCUUCCAAAGAGAUGAUGUGCUUCCCAGACUUCCCGUAUCCUGAUGACUUCCCCAACUAUAUGCACCACAGCAAGCUCCAGGAAUACAUAAGGACAUUUGCUCAAAAGAAGAACCUUUUAAGAUAUAUACAGUUUGAGACCCUGGUUUCUAGCAUAAAGAAAUGCCCCAACUUCUUAGUCACCGGACAAUGGGAAGUUGUUUCGGAGAAGGAUGGGAAACAGGAAUCUGCUAUUUUUGAUGCUGUAAUGAUUUGUUCAGGACAUCAUGUGUACCCCAACCUACCAACUGAUUCUUUUCCUGGCCUACACCGGUUUCAAGGCCACUACCUCCACAGCAGGGACUACAAGGACCCAGAAGCCUUCAAGGGGAAGAGGGUCCUGGUGAUCGGCCUGGGGAACUCUGGAUCUGACAUUGCCGUAGAGCUCAGUCGUCUGGCUGCGCAGGUCAUUAUCAGCAGCAGAAGUGGUUCUUGGGUCAUGAGCCGGGUUUGGGACCAUGGCUAUCCUUGGGACAUGGUGUACGUGACCCGUUUCGCAACCUUCCUCCGGAAUGCCCUUCCUUCAUUUGUCUCCGACUGGUUAUAUGUCAAGAAGAUGAACACAUGGUUUAAGCAUGAGAACUACGGCCUGAUGCCUUUAAAUGGUCCCCUGAGGAAAGAACCUGUAUUCAAUGACGAGCUUCCAUCCCGCAUCCUGUGUGGUACUGUCUCCGUCAAGCCCAGCGUGAAGGAGUUUACAGAGACCUCGGCUGUGUUUGAGGACGGGACCGUGUUUGAGGCCAUUGACUACAUCAUCUUCGCAACAGGCUAUGAUUACGCCUACCCCUUCCUUGAUGACUCCAUCAUCAAAAGCAGAAACAAUGAGGUCACCUUGUUUAAAGGCAUCUUCCCCCCCAAAAUGGAGAGGCCUACCUUGGCUGUGAUUGGUCUUGUCCAGUCCCUUGGGGCUGCCAUCCCCACGGCUGACCUGCAGGCUCGCUGGGCAGCUAAAGUGUUUGCAAAAUCAUGUACCUUGCCAACUACAAGUGAAAUGAUGGAUGACAUUGAUGAGAAAAUGGGGAAAAAACUCAAGUGGUUCGGCCAGAGCCAGACUUUGCAGACGGAUUACAUCACGUACAUGGACGAGCUGGGCUCCUUCAUCGGGGCCAAGCCCAACAUACCGUGGCUCUUCCUGACUGACCCCCAGCUGGCCCUGGAGGUGUUCUUUGGUCCCUGUAGCCCAUACCAGUUUCGACUGAUGGGACCGGGGAAGUGGGAUGGGGCCAGAAAUGCCAUCCUGACCCAGUGGGACAGGACAGUAAAGCCAACCAGGACAAGAGCUGUCUGUGAAGCUCAGAGACCCCAACACUUUCAUAAUUUGCUCAAAAUGCUUUCAUUCCCAGUGCUUUUGCUGGCUGUUUGGCUCACAUUUUACUAAUGAGAAAGCCCUUGACGUCUCAGAGUUUAGCCUCGAAGUUUUAUCACAGACAUCUAUGUAGUUUAAUUCCAGAUGUAUACACAUGUGCAUACGUAAGAUCUCAUAGCUACGUCUUCCCCUCCUGCAGAUAUAAAAAUGAAUUCGGGCCCAUUUAACUGAAAGUCUCAAUAAAAUGGAAGACACUCAGCCUCUCCCUUUCGGAUGAGGCUCUACACUCUAGAAAGGGUUUUCAUACGAUGCACUGGCCAGUUUGGAGAUGCCCGAGAUGAGGAAGAGGAAGGGGAAGGGAGUAAGCGCAGAUGUGAGAGACGGACAAACGUCAGUACAUUAUUUCAGGGUGUUUUAUCAUGAAUCAUGAUUUCCAUUUUAUCAUGACUUCAAUCAGAAAUGACAUCACAACAAUAAUGAACCUUCCAACCCGUGACACAGUGUAUCUCUUCCUCUACUUAGAUCUUCUUUAAUUGCUCUCAGCAGUGUUUGUAGUUUUCUGUGUAUAGUUCUUACCCAUCAUAUGGCAGAUUUAUCCUAACUAUGUGAUAUUUUUGGAUGUUAUUAAAAAUGGUAGUUAAACAUUGUUUACAGCUUAUAUUUAGAAAUGCAAUCGUUUGUUCUAGUAACUUUCUUAUAGAUUCCAUAAUACUUUCUACAUAAAUAAUCAAUUUGCCUAAAAAUAAGAUAUCUUUACUUCUCCAGUUUCUAUUUGGAUGUCUUUUAUCUCUUUCGCGAGCCUUAUUUCUUUGAAACUCCAAUAUAAUGUU
Mustela erminea (ermine) is the source of this 4531-nucleotide messenger RNA. Its product is annotated as putative dimethylaniline monooxygenase [N-oxide-forming] 6. Gene Ontology annotation, molecular function: flavin adenine dinucleotide binding; N,N-dimethylaniline monooxygenase activity; NADP binding. Lineage: Eukaryota; Metazoa; Chordata; Mammalia; Carnivora; Mustelidae. The transcript has 8 exons. The coding region runs from base 2115 to 3773 and encodes 552 amino acids. The record is from RefSeq and is a predicted model, not a curated record.